This is a messenger RNA of Moneuplotes crassus, 2693 nucleotides long. The record is from the annotation of a GenBank genome assembly. Lineage: Eukaryota; Ciliophora; Spirotrichea; Euplotida; Euplotidae.
CAAAAAUGUUAAAGAAAUUACAUUCAAAUGAACUCAGGCUCAAUUUGGCUACUCAAAGAAAGUUCCUGAAUGAUCUAUAUUACAAGUUACAAGAGGACCAAUAUGUGAACAAAAAAUUAGCUGCGAAUAAGCUAGUUGAGAAACUUAGAGGCACACUCAAUGAUCUUGCCAAGACUCUUGCGUUGAGAGAUAAGAUCAACAAAGAAAUAGAAAACCAGAAAAUCAAAGAUGAAAAUGAAGCCAAAGCUGAGAAAGCCAUCAAUAAGAUUGAUACAAACUCAUCAGCUUUAAGCAAUGCUGAUUCUUUCUUGUUCGCUAACACAAAGCAUAUCUCAAAGAAGAAAUCCUUCUUUAAAACUGGCACUCUCAAGUCUGCUAAUGAGAUGAAGAAGAAUACUUUACUAGGGGAUAAGACUGCUAAUGGCUCUGGUAGAAUAAAAAUAACUCCUCUCCAAAAGCAGCAGUUUGCCACAAAAGAACUAGAGGAAGAAUUUGAAGAUAAAACUCUUAUCGAUAUAGCAAAGUUAGAAAUAGAUGACACUGAUGAUAAGGAAGCAGUUAAUGAUUUUCUGAAUCAUUACAUCUCUGAAUUUGCUCAAUGAAUUUUCUACAUGAACACUGUAGAUUCAAAGAAAGAUUUCCUUUUGUUACAAUUGCUGCAUAAAAUCUCCAAGGUCAUAAUAAUUACCGAGAAGUUAGCAAAACUUGCGAUGGAUGGAGCUGCUCCUGAAGAUGAAGAUAGCUCAAAACAGCUUGAAGCUCAAAAAUAACAUAGAGAAAAUAAGUAGGUUCUCUACAAAAGGUAGUGGGAUCGGAAUGCAGCUAUUCAACAAAGUGAAGAAUAAUGAAAAAGAUAACAUCAGAGGCAAAUCUAGAUUUAUUCCACAUGGUUCUCAUCAAAUUUCAGCUAGCUCAGGUACAAAGGAUUUCAUGACAAAAGAAGUUUUCAGUAGCAGUGACUCUCAAAGAGAUAGUAAAUUUGGAAAUGCAAUUCCUGCCCCAGGGUUCUUGCCAAAUCCUAAUUUCACUGAAAAAGAUAUCCAAAGAUAUGAUUUAGAUAGUAUCUACAUCGGGCCUCAAAUAUGGGAUCCAAUAUUUAGUGGUUUCUAUUUCAUGAAAUACGAAAUCUUUAUAAAAUAUCUAAAAUUGAGCUACAAAAUUGAUCUCCCGUUUACUUUUGAUGGGAAAGACUUUAACAGCAUGAAUGUUAGAGAAUCAUUUUUGGUGAAAGAUGACAAAAUUACCCUCAAAAAUUAUCAAGUUUGGGCAGACUUCUUUUCUCUUGGAGAAAUUAUUACAAUGAUGUGCACAGACCUUACUGGAGAUAAACUUGCUAUUGAUGAGCAGUUCAGAGAAAGUUUUAAUUGUCCACAUGCUUAUGCUUUCAAGAUCAAGCGUAAAACUCCACAGGAAUUGAAAGAAACAAUAGACCCAGAUAAAGAUUGGAGAGAAUUGAUCUUUAUGUUGUACAAUCUCGGUUUAAAACAUAUUAGCCAUAAAUGUAUCAACAAUCCAUGGCCUCAAAGAAUUUUUACUCCUAAGCAAUCAUUUAUAAUCAAUCCUACCCAAAAGCCUUUAAAUAACUCUGGCGUACAGUACGAAAACAUGUCAAUGUUUGAUGUUGAAAAUGAUGAGCUUCUUUACAGUGUAAAGGAAGAGGAUACAUCAGGGUAUAAAUACGUAACAUUCUAUUUCGAUCAGCCUCUUGACAAAGAAAGCCUCUCUAAGACUCUACCCUUUCCAUUCAAACCUGUUGUAGUUGAGGAUUAUUCAGUAGAGGCCAGGAAAUAAUACUGGGAAUUCAAUCAGCCUUUUUGAGAAUAAAAAUAGUGAAUUAGAUAUUAUCGAUGAUCCUUCUGACUUUUCAGUAGGAAAUAAGACUAAAAUCCUCGAUGGAGAUAGAGUGGUUGUGAAAUCAUCUUCCACAGUCGUAGUCCCGAUUGAAGAAAUAGUGCUUAAACUGGAUAAAAUUAAGACAAUUGAGAUGCUUGACUGGAUUUUAAAGCAAAAUACAAAAUUAGUAAAAAGCAUAUUUCCAAAGUGCAAAUUUGAUAAAGAUGAGUGUCUUGAUUACAUCUUGACUCACAAUUUUUCAAAGGUUGAAAAGAAUGUGUUAGAUGAGGGAUGUGCUGAACUUUCUACUGAAACAAAGCACCAGCCAACUUUCCAUAAAAUCUUCAAUACAGACAUUAUCAUUCAACAACUGGAUGAUCAAAAAUUUAAUUCUGAUGAGGUUGAAGUAGAUGUUGUUCUGAGAAAAUCCUCUCAAAGCAAUCUUUUUAAAGAGGAUCUUGACAUUUAUCUUCAAAUUGACUCAACAUGAAUGAACAAAUUUCAAGAAAGAUUAUCGAUUUUUGAAGAAAUGGGCAGAAUUGAUGAUAUGCUCUACGAAACAGACGACUUUAUCGGAGUGAAAAGUAAAGAUGGAGAUCCCUCUGUUAAAAUAAACCGUAGAAAAGAGCUUAAAAACUAUGAUUCUUUCCUAGACUCCGAAAUUGAGUAAGUAUUGAAGGCCCAAAAUCCUCAUAAUUUAUAGCAAAGCUAGAGCAGAGAUUCUUGAAAAUACAAAUGAUUUAUUCUUCCUCUCUGAAGGUAUAUUUCUUCCUAAUUUUGUAGUAAAAACAGCAAAAGAGUUUGAAUUUGAGGAAACAAAAUUAAGGAAAUUUAAGCAGCAAUAAUUAGAUUUUGUAAUU